AUGGACAUUAUAAAAAAAAGAGAAUCCAGAAAAGAAAGAGCGAAAUUUGAAGAUAUUAUGUAUUAAUCACAUAAAUCUAUCCUCAGAGAGGAAAAUGAAAAUUAGAAAAUGACAUGUUAUGAAAGCACCAGAAAUUGUUUAGGUUCAUGCUUUGGAACACUACGAGCAUGGCUUCCUUGUUGCUUUUGUUGUUGUCCUUAUCCAUUUUUUCUUAUUACCCAAGGUUAAAAGGGAUUGCUUCAAAAAUUUGGUAAAUACCAAAGAACCUUAGAACCUGGUCUACAUGAAAUCAACCCAUUUACUGACAAAGUGAUUCCUGUCAGCACUAAAACUUUUAUUAUCGAUUUAGAAAGAUAACUUGUCUUAACCAAAGACAAUAUAACUGUUAAUAUUGACACUAUCGUUUACUAUCGAGUAAUAGAUGUCAUGAAGUCUGCCUAUAGAGUUAAAAUGAUCGUUGAGGCAGUCAAAGAAAUAACAUAUGCUACUUUACGUACCAUUUGCGGAGAACACACAUUACAGGACAUUAUUGAAAAUAGACAAAAAAUAGCUGAUGAAAUUGAAUCGUUCGUUUUUGAUGUUGUUUCUGAAUGGGGUAUUUAUUUGGAGCAUAUUUUUAUUAAGGAUAUGCAUAUGGGGGAAGAAUUAUAAAGCUCAUUAUCAAAUGCUCCAAAAGCUUAAAGACUUGCUUAAUCAAAAAUUAUUUCGGCCCAAAGUGAUGUCGCUGCUGCCAAAUUAAUGAGAGAGGCUGCCGAUAUGUUGGAUUCAAGAGCUGCUAUGUAAAUUAGAUAUUUUGAAACUGUUUAAUUGAUUGCGAAAAAUCACAAUCCUAAAAUCCUUUUUCUAAAUGUGGAUUAAUAAAAUCAAAAAAAAUGA
Molecule: messenger RNA, 876 nt
Organism: Paramecium tetraurelia
Lineage: Eukaryota; Ciliophora; Oligohymenophorea; Peniculida; Parameciidae
Exons: 6
Cellular component (GO): plasma membrane
Source: RefSeq, a predicted model, not a curated record